CAGCAAUCAAAACAAGCAUAGAACUCAAAGAAGGAGAUGAGUGAGGUGAAAUAUUCCGGCACAGGUGCCGGCGGCGGACACAUUUGUAUCAUCCCAUUCCCAGCAUGCGGUCAUAUUCUUCCUCUCAUGGACUUAACGCACCAGCUUCUUCUUCGAGGUCUAACAGUGACAAUCAUGGUGACACCCAAAAACCUUAGCUAUCUAAAUCCUCUUCUUGCUUUACACUCUCCCAACGUUAAACCCCUCGUCUUCCCUUUCCCUUCUCACCCUUCCCUCCCUCAUGGAGUCGAACAAAUGCAAGAUCUCCCCAUUUCCUUUCUUCCCCACAUUGUUAACGCCUUGGGAAAACUCUACCACCCUUUGGUUCAAUGGUUUCGAGCCCAACAAUCACCACCCGUCGCGAUUCUAUCUGAUAUAGUGCUCAGUUCUUGGACUGUUAACCUCGCUUCACAUCUCAAUAUCCCAAAUAUCUGCUUCGUUCCUUUCAAUGUUGCUGCAGUUUAUUUCUGGAUUAGUACACCGAGCUUCCUGUUACCCUUUUAUAGGGAAGCUUUUACGAUGAGUAUGCAAAGCGAGGGGCUUGUUUUCAACUCGUUUAAAGAGUUGGAAAGUACAAAAUUGGGUUUAAUCAAGGAGAAAUUCGCUAAACAUUGUAGGGUUUGGGGUGUCGGCCCUUUGCCGCCGGUGAAAGUUGGUGACGAAGGGUUAAAUGAGAGAGGUGGGGCAACUUCAAUACCACCAGAUCAAGUCAUUUCAUGGCUUGAUUCUUGCAAGGUUGAUAAAUCAGUGGUUUACAUCGGGUUUGGGACUCAGAUUACAUUGACGAAACAUCAAAUGAAAGCGGUGGCGUCGGCGUUGGAAGAGAGUGGAGUUCGUUUCAUUUGGGCGGUGAAGGAACCAAUGAAAAGAGCUGAAGAUGGUGAUGAUGAUCAAAGCUUGAUCCCUCACGGGUUUGAAGAUCGAGUUAAGGGACAAGGCUUAGUGAUCAAAGGGUGGGUACCCCAAUUGACGAUUCUUAAGCACCGAGCAGUUGGGUCUUACUUUACUCAUUGUGGGUGGAACUCGGCACUGGAAGCCAUUGUUGCCGGAGUAUUGCUGCUUGCUUGGCCGAUGCAGGCCGACCAUUUUCAGAUAACGAGGCUGUUGGCAGAUGAAGUUGGUGCGGCGAUCAGAGUUUGCAAAGGGUUAAGAAGUGUACCCGAUGCGACCAAACUGGCUCGGAUCUUUGUCGAGUCCACGACAGUGGGACAACCACAAAGAGUUCGAGCCAUGGAGUUGCAGAAAACGGCAUUGAAUGCCAUUAAAGAAGGUGGAAGUUCUUACCAGGCUCUUGAUAAAGUGGCGGAAGAAUUGACUAGCUUUGGUUGCAAUAGAACUGAGAUGAUGAAGACAAUAAGAUCGUCUCUGUAAAAAAGAUUGGCCAUUGUUGUUGCCUUGGCUUAGCUCUGGAUUUUUAAUUGAUAAAAUAAGCUUUAAUCA
Messenger RNA from Gossypium raimondii (Peruvian cotton), 1479 nucleotides. Its product is annotated as flavonol 7-O-rhamnosyltransferase. Gene Ontology annotation, molecular function: UDP-glycosyltransferase activity. The coding region runs from base 37 to 1410 and encodes 457 amino acids. NCBI's taxonomy places the organism in Eukaryota, Viridiplantae, Streptophyta, Magnoliopsida, Malvales, Malvaceae. The transcript has a single exon. The record is from RefSeq and is a predicted model, not a curated record.